Molecule: messenger RNA, 1896 nt
Organism: Nothobranchius furzeri (turquoise killifish)
Lineage: Eukaryota; Metazoa; Chordata; Actinopteri; Cyprinodontiformes; Nothobranchiidae
Gene: ostm1
Product: osteoclastogenesis associated transmembrane protein 1
Cellular component (GO): cytosol
Source: RefSeq, a predicted model, not a curated record
UCACAUGAUCAUGGUGGCUGAAUUCCGGAAGUCAUGGGUUGUUUGGGUUCACGACCAAAGCAGAAGUACUUCAAACCGAGUUUUUUAUCAUGUCGUCGCACAGUAUCUUUGUGUUUUUUGUACUUUUAGUAAUAAAUAUCCACGCUUUUGUUGCUAGCGAUGGAUUAAACGUCACCGCCCUUGAUUCGUCGGGAAAACUCACACAGGUUUCUGUUUUGGUUAACUCCCCUUCUGUGUUUAAGCCUAUUGUGGACUCCGUUUACCCGCUGAGUCUGCUGUCCUCGUUCCCAGAAGACGUAGAAAUCAGUGAGUACUGUAACGACCUGCUUCUGGUGCUCGGCCAGCGAUAUGUGGCGUACAUGAGCUGCCUGAUACCUGCUGCUCGACCCGUGAAAGUAUGCCAGAAGUGCUACUCUGGUUACAGCAGCCUGGUCCAAAUCUACCAGAACAUCUCAUCAGACCAGAUGGGUCCUGGUAAUGUGAGCUGCAGAGACAGCCUUCUGCACAGUGAUCGGCUGAUGCUGGUUUACCUGCUCUACAGCAACGUGGAAAACAUCUGGGACAAUUCCAACUGUGCUCAGUGUCUCUCCAAAGACUUCCAGAGCCAAACCAAUGACACGCUGUUCUUCUUGAAUGUUCUCAAUCAAACCCUCUCAUGUUUUGAGAAGUACAAACAGGGAAAUCUUACAGAGCUGUGCAAAAACUGUAAAAAAUCAUACAAGGACCUGAAUGAUCUGUACAGUCUAAAGGAGCUGAAUCACACCUUGUGUAUUGAUUUGGAGGAUGCGAUGAACAUGACCCGCAGACUCUGGAGUAAAAACUUCAACUGUUUUUUACCCCGAGAGGAGACGGUGCCUGUCAUUGCUGUGUUCAGCUUUAUGCUCUUUUUGCCCAUCGUCUUCUACUUGAGCAGCUUCCUGCACUCCGAACAAAAGAAACGCAAGCUCAUACACCCCAAUCGAGCGAAGUCCUACACCGGUCUGAUGAACAUCCAGGACAAACAGAGCUGAAGAAGUUGCAUCUUAACGCCAUCUUGCUGUCUAUUUUACUUUUACAUUCAUCUGAUUUCUAUAUCGUAAAGGACAAAGACAAUAUUUAAGGAAGAACUAGUCAAGCUUCCCAAAGAAUUGGUUGAUUUGGGACAAAAUAGGACUCGUCAAACAGAAAUAUGCAUUAUUUACAUGUUUGCUAAGUUAUUUAAGGAUUUAAUAAUCACAAUUAAUAUCUGUUAACCAGAUUUUCUGGAAUCACUGUAAUUUGUUGUCCUAAUCAGGUGGUUGUUAAUAUUUCUGUCAUUUAAAUCUUCUGAUGGCCUCUCCUUCAUUUUUAACUUGUUAACAAUCUUUGGAUUGUUAAGUGCAUCCUACUGUCGCUGUAGAGCAUCUGGAUUGUAAGCUGUGUGUGUGUGUGUGUGUGUGUGUGUGUGCGUGCGCGCGCGCGCGUGUGUGUGUGUGUGUGUGUGUGUGUGUGCGCACUAUUUAUAGAUGGGAAAAUGGGUUUUCUGUCUCUAAUGUGUAUGUCCUGGAGAGAGCUGCAAAAAGGAAGCACUUGAUGUCCAUUAGUGGUGACAUGUAACUGCUGUAAGGAGGGGUAAGGCGUGGAGGAGCACAUCGGUGCAUUGGGGGAGCAAAUAAAGACAUUAGACACACAAUGUAAGAGCACUCGAAAAUACCAUACUGUGAUGUUACCUGUUUUCUUGUCUUUUAUUUAUUUAUUUUUUUUUUGUGGUUGCAUAAAGCUUUUAAUGUGCUGCUGCUGUAAUUUCUUCACUAAUAUUUAAUGUACUUCGUUAAGAGUUCUGACUAAAAUCUUUAAGUGUGAUGAGUGGUGAGCUGAUGAAGCAAUGUAAACCCUAAUUUUGAAUGCAUAAGCCAAAAUAAAUACUUUGUGUUACCA